Molecule: messenger RNA, 2742 nt
Organism: Penicillium soppii
Lineage: Eukaryota; Fungi; Ascomycota; Eurotiomycetes; Eurotiales; Aspergillaceae
Product: putative DNA mismatch repair protein
Exons: 2
Coding region: 1-2742 (913 amino acids)
Biological process (GO): mismatch repair
Cellular component (GO): MutLalpha complex
Molecular function (GO): mismatched DNA binding; ATP binding; ATP-dependent DNA damage sensor activity
Source: RefSeq, a predicted model, not a curated record
AUGCCGAUUGAGGCCCUUCCUCAGACCACAAUUCGGGCGAUCGGCUCUACAUCUGUUAUCUCAGACGCCUAUUCUGUGGUCAAGGAGCUUAUUGACAAUGCACUGGACGCGUCAGCCUCAUCAUUGCAAAUAGAAAUAUCCCAAAAUACGGUGGAUGUCAUACAGCUGAAGGACAACGGCUAUGGAAUCUCUUUAGAGGACCAAAAGCUUGUUUGCAAGCGAGCCUUUACGAGCAAGAUACAGACUCUAGAUGACCUCAAAAAAGUUGGUGGGUCAUCAUUAGGCUUUCGGGGGGAAGCCCUGGCUAGUGUUGCAGAAAUGUGCGGAGUCAUCAGCGUCACCACGCGAGUUAAAUCCGAGGUUGUUGGGCAAUGUAUGAAAUAUGGAAGGGGUGGAGAAGUCACAGGGCAAGCAAACAAAAUAACUUUGAUCUCGUGGCUUUUUCUGACUUUUACAAACAGAGCACAGCGGAUCUCCCACCCAGUGGGAACAACUGUCCGGGUCACAGAUUUUCUCAAACACAUCCCUGUUCGCAAGCAGUCUACAUUGAAGAGCGCUGCAAAAACCCUGGCGAGGAUAAAAAGGCUUCUCCAAUCAUAUGCCAUAUCACAGCCAUCAAAGAGGCUAUCGCUCAAAGUCCUUAAAGCAACUAAUGAGAACAACAAUUGGUCCUAUGCACCAAGCGCAGAUCCAUCGUUCUCGGAUGCGGCUCUCAAAGUAGUCGGCAGGGAAAUAUCUUCUUCUUGCGUCUUGAGACGGCUUUCUUCCGAAGGUGCGAGCGGGAAAGAAAAUGAAUCAUUGGACCGGGAACAAUAUGAAGCAGUCGCCUUUCUUCCCAAUACACAAUUCGAGACUUCCAAGAUCAACAAUGCAGGCCAGUAUAUUAGCGUGGAUGGCCGUCCCUUGUCUACCAGCAGAGGGAUUGCACAUGAGAUUGCUAAAAUUUUCAAGCAAUAUGUUCGUGUGGCCGCUUCCAAAUCCGAGACAAGCAAAUCAAUCAGCGAUCCAUUCAUGUGUUUGCACAUUCUUUGCCCUCGGGGAACUUACGAUGUGAAUGUUGAGCCGGCAAAGGAUGAUGUCUUGUUUGAGGACCGAGAUUUGGUUCUAAAUUUGAUAAAUGGGUUGUUUCGCGAAUACUACGGAGAAUUGGAUGGUGCAGCGAAGAGCCUUCCUAAACAAAUCAAAGAAACUGCUUCCAGCUGCGACCAAGUCUCUGCCGGAUUCGAGCUGCUGAUGGCGAGGAAACCAGCUACACAACUCCCUCGUGAUCCUGCAACCCCUUUCAGGGAUGAUAUACGAAAUAAAUCAAUUUCACAGAGAUCGCUUCAUUCCGAGAAUGACAUCUUGCCUGUGGAGAUCUCCAGCAGUGAAGCGCUUGAAAAUUCCGGUCAAGCAGAUACCACAAAAACAAAGCGCUCUAGCUUCGUCAACCCAUGGUCUAUCUCCAGAAUUAAUGCCUCGUUUCAAACGCCGAGAAGCGAGAAAAUUUUGCUCAAUAAUUCAAGUCCCGUUGGUCUAUCAAGUGGCAGCCUGCAAGGGUCUAUGGGAAAAGAGACCGAACCAAGAAGUCUCCAGCAUUCGCCCAACACCACAAACCUGCCAAGCCCUCCCACUUCUAGAUUAACGUUCGGAUCACCGGUGAGACACCGUCGGCAACAAGUAAAAGGAUCGCUUGAUUCCUCCCCGGAAAGCAGGCGCAUGUCAAGUGGCCGGCGCGCUGAGAGGGAGCGUGCUCGAGAGCGAUAUGGGAAUGGAGCUCUUGACACCGGGUUCCAGAAAACCACGCAAACCUCACUGCAGCAAACUCCCGUUGAGCAUAUUCCAAGCCAAGACCCGAGUGAAGACUUGUCUGAAUUGUCACUUUCUUCGCUCGCCCAAGAACGGUUUGGCUCGCCCGCUAUCGCGUCACAUGAGGGCGGACAUGAUGAUGAACGGAGCAGUGCUUGCUCUGAGGCUCAUUCCAUGGGAGGUUCUCCACUCGAACCUGCUCAGCUUGAUACCUUCCUUUCAAAUAACCAAGAUGCAGAGGCUCCCGUGUCGAUGGAUAGUGGCCGAGGAUUCCCGGUCCUUGAGAGAUGGGCCGCCCAGCUUCACGGGGACAACAACCACGAGGAACCAACUGAUUUAGAAAGAGCACUAGAUUUCGAAAAGAGAAAGAAAGAAGCCAUUCAAAACAAGCGCUUGCAACUGAAAAACAGAGAAAGACCGUUAAGCUCGCAUCCUACACAAAUAUCGAAUCCUACUCACAGCAGUCGAUAUCUCGCCGCGAAAGCCGCGUUGACAUCAUCGCAAUCCUUGGUAGGAGAGCCUGUUUCUGCAAUCAAGAUAUCUUCUCAUGAUUCACGGGCGUAUCUCAUGCGCCAGCAGGAGGUUUCCUCGGUUGACGAAACCUCGGCGAAUGAUGCCAAGGGCCGAAGGCCACUCACCAACCGACUACCGUUUGAACGGAUACCCGAUGGCUCAAACCUGCAUGAUGUAGGCACAACGUGCCAAGUUGACUUGUCUCCCGAGUCUGAAAUUUUCAGAACGCACACAUGGGAGGAUUUAUACAUCCAAACUGGUGAUGAGGCUACUGCGUUUUCGUCAUCCGACAUGGAGGAGUGUAUGCCCCUCUGGAAUGAACGGUUGGCAAUUAUCUUGAAACAGCAAUACCAAUCUAAGGAUACCUCGCUGUCACCAAGCUCUAAAAUCGAUCUUUCAUCCAUUAUAUCUCAACACUUAAGGGACUUUGAUGAAAAAUGA